Messenger RNA from Arvicola amphibius (Eurasian water vole), 627 nucleotides. It is a transcript of the gene Npw, whose product is annotated as neuropeptide W. Lineage: Eukaryota; Metazoa; Chordata; Mammalia; Rodentia; Cricetidae. Gene Ontology annotation, molecular function: G protein-coupled receptor binding. The record is from RefSeq and is a predicted model, not a curated record. Bases 1 to 627 code for a protein of 208 amino acids. Gene Ontology annotation, biological process: feeding behavior; G protein-coupled receptor signaling pathway. The transcript has 3 exons.
AUGAGACUAGAAUACCACAGACAACAACUGUCAAACAAGAAAGCUCUCGUGGAGGGGGCCAUAGACGUGAGCGCGCUGGCGCCGAACGGAGAAGUGUGGUGCCCCGGGCCGGGGGCUCCUGGGAACCGGCCCCUGCUGCCGCUGCUGCUGCUUCUGCUCCUGCUGCCGCUGCCCGCCGGAGCCUGGUACAAGCACGUGGCGAGUCCCCGCUAUCACACCGUGGGGCGCGCCUCAGGUCUGCUCAUGGGGUUGCGCCGCUCGCCCUACCUGUGGCGCCGUGCCCUGGGUGGGGCCGCUGGACCGCUCUCCCCGGACUCUCUGGUCCCCGGGCGGGUCUCCGGCAGCGCUCUCCUCCUGCUUCCUUCACCGGUGAAGGAGCUGUGGGAGGCACGACGCAGGAGCUGGCGGGCUGACCCUCCCGUCUAUGCGCCCCGGAUUCCGGGGGACCUGGAGCGAGCCCGCCAACUGGAGCAGUCGCUGAGCCGCCGUUCCUGGUUCUCAGAGGAGUCCGCUAGAGCCCUUGGAGAGACGCUUCGCGCCCAGCCAUGGUUCCUGCAGCACAUCUUCAUUGCCCACCGUGUCAGGCUCCAGGACCGGUCCAAGAAUGUAUGGCGCCCCCAUGCCUGA